UCCGGCAAAGAAAACUGCAAAUUUUCUCGACUUUUCCCAGGAAGUCAAAACCACUCAGAUCCAUUUUCACCCAUGAAGGACAAGAGAUUCCUCUCAAUUCCUAUUUUCUCUGUUUUUCUAUUGCUGGGUUUCGUAUAUUACGUCACAGUAUUCGUUUUCAUAGAGGAUUGGGUGGGGUUGCAGACCUCGCCGGGUUUUUUGAACGCUUUGAUCUUCACUUUCUUGGCUUUUCUCUCUCUUUUCUCUUUAUUCGUAUGCGUUUCCUCCGACCCAGGGCGUGUUCCACCAAGCUAUGUUCCUGACGAUGAAGAGAGUAACGUUUCAGAUCAAGAAACCAAGAGAAAUGGUGCACAAUUAAGGCAUUGUGACAAAUGUUGUAUCUACAAGCCUCCCAGGGCUCAUCAUUGCCGUGUUUGUAGAAGGUGUGUUUUAAGGAUGGAUCACCACUGUUUGUGGAUAAACAAUUGUGUUGGUUAUUGGAACUAUAAGGCCUUUGUGAUGCUUGUCUUAUAUGCAACUAUUGGAAGCAUCCACUCUACGGUCAUACUUGUAACCUGUGCACUGCAAAGGGAUUGGGAUUUUAGUGGAAGGGUUCCUGUCAAGAUCUUUUAUUUUACCUUUGGUGCUAUGAUGGUUACCUUAAGCUUGACAUUGGGAACUUUCUUAGGUUGGCACAUCUACCUUCUCACUCAUAAUAUGACAACUAUAGAGUAUUAUGAAGGAAUUCGGGCAGCAUGGCUGGCAAAGAAAUCUGGGCAGAGCUAUCGUCAUCCAUUCAACGUUGGUGUUUACAAAAAUAUUACCUUGGUAUUAGGUCCAAACAUGCUCAAGUGGCUAUGUCCCUCAUCAGUAGGCCAUUUAAAAGAUGGAAUUAGCUUCCCUGUAUCACGUUAUAAUUCAUAAAUGUUUACUUCCUCCACUCAGCUUUCAGAAAUAGCGGCAUCUUGUGCUUGAUAAUUCUAGUGUAAAAGAUCUCAAUUUAUUUGGUUUAUCCUUUGAUUCUCAAGAUAAGAUCAAGUUUGAAGAGGGGAAAUUGGAUGGAAGCUGCCACAAUUCAUUCUGAAUGACCUUGGACAAAUUCUCAGCUUCAAGUAAGCGAAUUCUAAUUUGCAAACACAAAUAUCAUGGUGGGGCCUGUUAGUGAAGCCAGGUAAACAAUUGACUGUUUUUAAUAUCUGAAACACUGGGUUGUGAUGUUCUUCACACGUGAAUGAUGUUGGAAAUUGUACAUUUUGUUGUGUAAAAGGAUUUUUUUUUUUUUGUCAAGUUGUUGGUGUUUUGCAACUUGCAAUUUUUGUCUUUGCUUUGCAAACAGUAGGCAAAACAGAGACAUUUUGUAGCUUCAUGUCAUUAGGUGCAUUUUUGUGUAUAUUGUUCAUAGAGGCCGUCAAGUUGAUAAUUUUAUGCAUUUAAUGAGAACCACUUUGUCCAAAA
Messenger RNA from Vitis riparia (riverbank grape), 1434 nucleotides. RefSeq names its product probable protein S-acyltransferase 15. The transcript has 7 exons. Bases 73 to 903 code for a protein of 276 amino acids. The record is from RefSeq and is a predicted model, not a curated record. NCBI's taxonomy places the organism in Eukaryota, Viridiplantae, Streptophyta, Magnoliopsida, Vitales, Vitaceae. Gene Ontology annotation, molecular function: palmitoyltransferase activity.